GGCUCGAGUAAACGUUGCCAAGAGAAUGCACGCCACUGGACGGGCGGAAGUCUACAAGGGCAGAAACCAGCACGGUUUCCAUGAUAAAUUCUACAGGUACUACCUGUUCGUGCGAGCCAACACGAACGGCACGUACGACGUCUUCCUGGCCUACGUCUGUCGCAAAGAAGAAUUCGACUUUUUCAUGGCUGUCAAAAGGUGCAUCGCGGGGACCCUGAACGUGGCGAAAAGCUUGCCUGACAUCAUCUGGAAGAAGUUGGCAGGGGACUCAAAGGUCGCCCAGGCCAUCACAGAAGGGGUCAUCGGUGAUGGUUCUCAGGCGGUUAGAGCUCCGAAGUAUGGCGGCAUCCCGAACGACCUCGGCGACAAGCUGAUGGAGUUUGAGUUCGUGGAGAGUCUGAUCGAGCGAGGGACUCUGGUUCCCGAGAACGAGGAGGGCACCCAGUUCAAACUCGUCAUCUGUUAGGUCCUCGUUAUCUGUUAAGUCAUGAGAUUCGGUCACAUAGGUCGCGCGAUCGUCAUACCAUCACUAACUUGGGGCAUUCCAGAGGACAAUCGUGUAACGUUAAGUCUCUUGCGAAGUUCAACUGUCUUUGUACACAAAAUGCUGUUUUAGAUCCAUGUCGGUUGUUGGUUCUGUCACGAAAAACUGUCGACCCUAGCCUUUUUAGGGUGGUGUGAGUGCGGGGGAGGGGGGUUGGACCGGUUUGCAAUGGCAAGGGACAUCAAUUUCCGAUCUGAUAUCUUGGAUUGGUGAAAUUCAAAGCAGACUUCCUGUAUUUUGCGCUCUGUUUAUAAUAACUGAUUAAAGCAACUGUGUAGUUAACAUUGUACUUGUCUGUUCAGUUUAUGAAUAUGCUUGUCCUUCCACAAUGUAUGCCUGCCAACACCAAUUACAACACGGUUUUAAAAUA
This is a messenger RNA of Branchiostoma floridae (Florida lancelet), 914 nucleotides long. RefSeq lists its product as uncharacterized. NCBI's taxonomy places the organism in Eukaryota, Metazoa, Chordata, Leptocardii, Amphioxiformes, Branchiostomatidae. The record is from RefSeq and is a predicted model, not a curated record. The transcript has 4 exons. Bases 26 to 466 code for a protein of 146 amino acids.